This is a messenger RNA of Protopterus annectens (West African lungfish), 2139 nucleotides long. It is a transcript of the gene PARD6B, whose product is annotated as par-6 family cell polarity regulator beta. The coding region runs from base 313 to 1458 and encodes 381 amino acids. The record is from RefSeq and is a predicted model, not a curated record. Gene Ontology annotation, biological process: regulation of cellular localization; centrosome cycle; establishment or maintenance of cell polarity. Gene Ontology annotation, molecular function: protein kinase C binding. Gene Ontology annotation, cellular component: cell cortex; apical plasma membrane; nucleus. Lineage: Eukaryota; Metazoa; Chordata; Ceratodontiformes; Protopteridae. The transcript has 3 exons.
CCCCACCAUAACGAGGCUUUUCCUCGUAUUGUCGAUGACGUUAGUGGCUUGGUUGGUCGGUUGUGCGGGGCAGCAGGUUGUUGUCUGACGGAGUGUAGUAGAUCUUAAGUGGUUUUGCGUUUAUCAAGCUGGAGGGAACGGCCUGUUGGCAGUUGUUGGAACUAGGGAAGAAAAACGUGACUUAUCGUUAAAGAUAACUCACAGGAUUUACUGGAGCCGUGAAUCUCUAAGGAGAACGACACCGGUUGGGCAACCCACUGCAAACUAUAGGGCCACGAGAAGAUCCAACUCUGAAGUCCUUAGUUGUGAAGAAUGAUCCGAAAUCCUGCGGCGGGGAGCAGUCGAUCCCUUCAUAGCGGUGCGGUGGAGGUGAAGAGUAAGUUUGGAGCAGAGUUCAGACGUUUUUCUUUGGAUCGUUUAAAACCUGGAAAAUUUCAGGAGUUUUAUGGACUGUUACAGCAUGUGCACAGGAUACCCAAUGUUGAGGUACUUGUAGGCUAUGCAGACAUUCAUGGUGACUUGUUACCUAUAAACAAUGAUGAUAACUACCAUAAAGCAAUCACGACUGCUAAUCCCCUUCUGAGGAUUUUUAUACAGAGGCAAGAGGAAGCAGAUUAUAGUGCAUUUGGUACAGACACUUUGACUCGAAAGAAGAAUACACUUGCAAAUGUGCUACGUGUAGAAAACAACAAGAAGAAACCUCAAUUAGUAAUCAGCUUACCACGAGAUUUCAGACCUGUGUCUUCAAUUAUUGAUGUAGAUAUCCUGCCAGAAACUCAUCGUAGAGUCAGGCUGUACAAACAUGGAUCUGAAAAACCUCUAGGGUUCUACAUCCGUGAUGGCUCCAGUGUCCGAGUAACACAACAUGGUCUAGAGAGGGUACCAGGAAUUUUCAUUUCUCGACUUGUUCCUGGGGGUUUGGCUGAAAGCACAGGUUUGUUGGCUGUUAACGAUGAAGUCUUGGAAGUGAAUGGCAUAGAGGUUACUGGGAAGAGCCUUGAUCAAGUUACAGAUAUGAUGAUUGCAAAUAGUCAUAACCUUAUUAUAACUGUGAAACCAGCUAACCAGAGGAAUAAUGUUGUUCGUAACAGUCGGGCAUCAGGUAGCUCAUGCCAGUCAACUGAUAGUAGCUCUAGUCUCCAUGAUUACAUGGCUACAGCACAUAUUGUUCAAAAUUUCCACAUUGAUGAGGUUGAGAGUGAAGAUGAGGAUAUUAUCAUUGAGGGUAGUGGAGAACCCCAACAGAUUCCAAAGGCAACUUCUGAGGAUGAUGCAAGUUUGGCUUCACUAACAAAUUCUGAUCCUCAUCAUGGAUCAACGCAAUCAACGCAAAAUGGUAUUGUUUCCUCAGAUACUGAAAAGGAACAAAUCAGACAAGAUCUAGAAACAGACAAUGAAAGAAGCAGACAUUUUAACAGAAAAAGUAUAGAGGAAGAAGGCACUGUAAUAACACUAUAGUAGGAUCAUUCACCUUCAGGUACUUUAAGGUGCCAUAAUGAAAGUGAUUUUAAUUUUGUCUUCAUGUUCCAUAGACUGACUUUGUAGCGGUACUGUAAUUGUAUAUCGGAUCACUACUGGAUGUAGAUGGAUCUUUUUCAACAAUUGAAAGUCUACUGUGAAGAAGCUUUAUUGAACACUUUAUAGAUUGCACUUUUCUGGAAUCAGAUAUAUAAAGAUUGUGGUACAUUCGAGCAUGUAUUUUACACCACCUAUGUAUCUGUUAGGACUAAUAAUCUGUGAAAAUGGCACAAGCAGUUGCACAUUAUUUGAUUUUUACAUUCCUCUCUACAUAUCAUAUUUUUCAUACUUUGAGAAAUCAUUUUAACAUUAUCUUAGCAUGGUAAAGUACAUGUUUAACUGACAUCUCUGAAAGCAUGAAAAAUUGGUCUUUUAUUUCCAAUAUUUUUUUAAACUUACUUGUCCUUACUAAUGAGCAAUGAUAUGUACACUAAACACUUUUACCCUGUAUCAUUACUGCCAUUGUAAGCUGCCCUGCAUGCUUGAGGUUUUAGAAUAGGAUGUUGUUGCUGACUUGCUCAGACUCCCCAAGAAUAUGAGAGCAUUGAUGACGGCUUUUAAAUUAAUAUGAUGGGAAUAGAAAGCACUCAUAUUAAAAUGAAAAGCUUUCCUUGAAGUUUA